AUGGCUGAGGCAGGUCCCGUCCAAGAGCUGUGCGAGGAACUCUCUUGUCCCAUCUGCCUGCUGUAUUUCAGGGACCCGGUGUGCAUCACAGAAUGUGGGCAUAAUUUCUGCCGAGGCUGCCUGGCCCGGAGCUGGGAGGAGUGGGGGGCCCACCCUUCCUGCCCUCUGUGCAAACAGCCGGCUCAGCCCCGGAACAUAAAGCCAAAUCGGCAACUGGCAAACGUGGUCGAAAUUGCCAAGAAGCUCAGUCUUCAGGGAGAAAGGAAGAUGGAGGCAAAGGAGAGAGUCUGCGAGAAGCACCAGGAGCACCUGAAGCUCUUCUGCAAGGACGAUGAAGCCCCCAUCUGCGUGGUCUGCGACAGAUCGAAGGAACACCGAGAUCACCGGGUCGUUCCCGUGGAAGAGGCUGCCCAGGAAUAUCAGGAAGAAUUUUGUCACCGCCUUGAUAUUCUGAGGAAGGAAAGAGAGAAAAUUCUGGCCUGUACAAAAGACGCAGAACAGGAAAGCCAAGACCUGCUUACAGUAACCAGAUCAGAGAUGGAGAAAACCCUGGCUGAGUUCCGGAAACUGCAUCAGUUUCUGGAAGAACAGGAGCAACUUCUGCUGGACCAGAUGGUGACGCUGGAGAAGGAAAUUGCAAGAGAAAGGGAUGAACAUGUGGCCAGACUCUCUUGGGAACUCUUUUCUCUUGAAAGUCUAAUCCAGGAGGUGGAGGAGAAGAUUCAGCAGCCUGCAAGAGACUUCCUGAAGGAUGUUAGAAGCACCUUGCAGCGAUAUGAGGAGAAAGAGAAUUUUGAGAUUUCUGUGGUGUUUCCUCCUGAGCUGAAGUGGAGGAUCUGGGACUACUGUGACCUCAACUUCCUUCUAGAAGGUGUUAUGAAACAAUUCAAAGACACUCUGGAAUCUGGACUUCAGCAGCAAGAAGCAAAUGUGACCCUGGAUCCCGACACAGCCCAUCGCCACCUCGCCCUGUCUGAGGAUCAGAAAAGCGUGGGCCGGGGCACCAAAUAUCAAGAUCUGCCGGACAAUCCAGAGAGAUUUGAAAAGCAUUGCAUGGUGCUAGGAUGUGAGAGAUUCUCUUUGGGCAGGCAUUGUUGGGAAGUAACUGUAGGGAGUGAGGAAGGCUGGGCCUUGGGGGUUGCUAGGACAUCUGUGAAAAGAAAGGGCAAGUUUUCCGCUAGUCCUGAGGCAGGGAUCUGGGCUGUGAGGACGUGGAAAGGGGGGUACAAGGCGUUCAUCCCUUCUCUUUCCUCUCUUCUGCCGAUCAGCAGUGGGGAGCUCAGGAGGAUCAGAGUCUGCCUGAACUGUGAUGGGAGACGGGUGGCUUUCUUUGAUGCUGACACGGCAGCCCCUCUCUAUACAUUUUCAGGACUCUCCUUCUCUGGAGAGACCCUCCAGCCCUUCUUUUGGGUCUAUGAGAAAGGCUGCCUCACUGUCUCUCCUUAAGGCCACCACAGUCUCACUCAUAAGCCUUAGCUGGUGUUAAUCUCCAGAUGGAGGUAAUUCAUCUAAAAACAAAAUCUGCUGAUCAAAGAUAUCUCUAACCAGUCUGCAAAAGCCUUUGCAGCCUUCCAAUCACUCACCAAAACAAACUGAAAU
This is a messenger RNA of Heteronotia binoei (common prickly gecko), 1599 nucleotides long. Its product is annotated as E3 ubiquitin-protein ligase TRIM7-like. NCBI's taxonomy places the organism in Eukaryota, Metazoa, Chordata, Lepidosauria, Squamata, Gekkonidae. The record is from RefSeq and is a predicted model, not a curated record. The transcript has 7 exons. Bases 1 to 1446 code for a protein of 481 amino acids. Gene Ontology annotation, molecular function: protein binding; zinc ion binding.